UACACCUGUAACCGGUGUCACCUGUCCACAGGUGUCUGGGCAAUGGACGGCGGUGCCACCCUGCUCCGCGCCCUGCUCUGCGCCCUGCUGCUGGCACACACUGGCCGGGAAGCCGCGGCAAUUACACUGACGAAAGAUUCAUCCAGCGAUUUCCUGGUUGGGAGAAACAUCAUCUUGUCCAUCUCGUAUGAAACCGGUCAGGACCCAUCUAUCAAAUGGAAAAUAAAUGAUACGGUGCUGGUCGAAUGGUACCAAAAGAUCAUUCGUCAAGAUGCUAAAUACAGCGGAAGACUGAACGUCACUGACAACGGAUCCCUGUUCAUAUCCAACAGCACCAAGAAUGACAGCGGAGAUUACACGGUAUCGGCUUCGGUGCCCGGACAAGCCGAGAGCUUAGUGACAUUUCCGGUGAAAAUUUACGACCCGGUGACUAAUGCCUCGGUGUGGCAGUCUCCCGACGCAGUAGAUGAGGGCACCCCUGCUGUGAACCUGACCUGCAGUGCGUCCAGCGGAGGGGUGACCUACACGUGGACGAGGGAUGGAGCGCCACUGCUGGCUAAUGGCAGCUACGUCACAUUAGAUGGAGGCAAGACCCUGCAGAUCAGCCGGCCGAACCGGAGCUACUCUGGGAGCUACUCCUGCAACGUGUCCAAUCCCGUCGACUGGAAAUCCGCCACCCGGAUGCUGAACGUUUCAUACUCUGAUGCUGCGCAGUCACUCAGCGGGGGAGCUAUCGCCGGCAUAGUAAUCGGUUCAGUCUUCGGAGCGUUAUUACUCAUCACUCUCAUCGUCCUUGUGAUAUUCUGUAUACGGAAAAGGAGGAAAGGAAAAAAAGAGAAGACUCCGGCCGCCCCCCAUAAGGAAGCCAUACGCACGGUAUCAGGAACGACCCUGUCCCCCGAUGACCCGGCGUACUUCACCCUGAAUAACAUCAUGUACCGCAGCUCGUCCAUCUCCAUGGGCUCCUACAUCAUGAAUUCUGGAGACAACACAUCCGAUCGCUUCCGAAAUUCUUCACCCAGCUUUCCACCAAGCCAACCCAAAGUCAAACAUGCCACACAAGUCUAGCAAUGGUGGACUAUGACGAGUAUGGAACUGGACAAGAGUUGGAGGUCAAAGUCCAUUGAUAGGAGUAACUGUGAUCAAACCCAUGGACCAGUGAUGGACCUUUCAUGGUAGAGGUCACUGAACAUCUCUGGUGUUCUGGUUUCUCUUGACCUCGUUGACAUCUUCUCUGAUUAUGGUGCACCAUAGAACCUGAGUCGGGGCUCUCCAUAGGGCCCCAUAGCAUCUGCUGGUUGUGUUGCCAUGUACGCAGACUGAAUCUUCUGGGCAUACAUGGAGGUAUUAGACGAAGAGCAGAGGAGAGGCACCACCAGGGAUGGUGGACCUGGAGCUUCUGUCAUGUUUCACCUGGAGCACCUUGAAGCAUUAUGGUCAUCGUAGAGUGAAUACUGUAAUGUCUGGAUUCCGUAAGUUCCUGGGUAGGAGGAUAUUCAGAGACAUUAAAACUGGAGAUACCAACAGGGUGGUCUAGAUCCUUGUCAGACACCUGCUAUGUAGGUCAUGGCUACCCUUGGACAUUGGGGGGCAUAUCGCUAGGAUAUGCGCCUAAUGUCUGAUAGGUGCUGGUCCCACCUCUGGGAUCUGCUUCUAUCCUUAGAACUGAGCCCACAAAGUAACGAAGGGGCGCAACACGCAUGUGCAGCCACCCUCCAUUCAUUCCUAUGGGACUGCCGAAAAUAGCCGAGCACUAUAGAAAUGAAUGGAGGAUGGCCGAGCAUGCGCGGUGCACCCCCGUCGGUUCUAAGGACGGGUGCAGGUCCCAGAGGUGAAGAUCGAAGUCUGUUAGGACGCCGCAGACCGUUCCAGUUCUCUGACGGGAUUCUGUU
Messenger RNA from Bufo bufo (common toad), 1892 nucleotides. RefSeq names its product carcinoembryonic antigen-related cell adhesion molecule 1-like. The coding region runs from base 43 to 1068 and encodes 341 amino acids. The transcript has 7 exons. Gene Ontology annotation, cellular component: membrane. NCBI's taxonomy places the organism in Eukaryota, Metazoa, Chordata, Amphibia, Anura, Bufonidae. The record is from RefSeq and is a predicted model, not a curated record.